GGACUAUCCCAAGAUAAUAUAAGCAUUUCAACAAGUUGUAACUAGAUUCUUGUGUGGAAUGUGAAUGAAUGAAUUGUCAUAGUGUAUAAUAAAUAUUAUAAUUAUAUGAUAUAUUCAUAGAUGAGUUAAAAGCAAAAUAUAUUAUCUUGUCAUGGAGGAUAGUGGAAUUGAUAGCGACCCUAAGAUAAUUACUCACAAUGAAGAUGAAAAACUAUUUUUGGGAAGCGAUAGUAGUUGUAAUAGUAAUCUGACGCAAACAUCUCAAAGAAAUUCUACAAAACAAUGGCAAAAAAAACUUGAAGCACGAAUUGAACAAGCAAAACGAAUACAACUUAAUUCAGACUAUAUGAAAUUACCAAAACAUGAAACGUCCAAAAUAAACGUAUGUAGUAAUAAUAGUAGCGGAUUAAUUUCGAUAGAAAGGUUGCCUAUACCAUCUAAAAAUAAAGAAAAUCUUCCUUUAGUUGAAUAUUGGCAUAGUGGAAGUGAAAGCGAUGAUGAAACUACUCUUUUCUCAUUAUCAAAAGGAAAAGAAUCUUUGAAACAUAAACGAGAGCUUACUGAUACAUUUAGUAUCGAGGAUUUAAGUGAAGAAAGCGAAGAUUCUUUGAAUUUAGAUCCAACUCAACCAUCUCAUGCAUUUACGUGGACUUACGUACCUUCUGGGUGUUUUGCUUGCCAUUGUCAAAUAUUAUAAUGUAAAACAAGUCGUAUUUAGUGAAAACAAUACAAAAUUAUUUAUGAAAAUUAUAUUGACAUUUAAAUGGUCUAUGACAUAAUAUCAGCUGAAUAACUAGUAUGCAUUACAUAUUUUCAAAUACUUUUUAAGAAAGUAAAAAAAGUUGAAUAUUUUUAUGUGUUUCUAGUAAAAAAUGCUAAUAUUAAUAAAGGAUAUAUAUGCUAUCUUU
This is a messenger RNA of Polistes canadensis, 908 nucleotides long. RefSeq lists its product as uncharacterized. The record is from RefSeq and is a predicted model, not a curated record. The coding region runs from base 152 to 697 and encodes 181 amino acids. Lineage: Eukaryota; Metazoa; Arthropoda; Insecta; Hymenoptera; Vespidae. The transcript is spliced from 5 exons.